Cladophialophora bantiana CBS 173.52 is the source of this 615-nucleotide messenger RNA. RefSeq lists its product as uncharacterized. Lineage: Eukaryota; Fungi; Ascomycota; Eurotiomycetes; Chaetothyriales; Herpotrichiellaceae. The coding region runs from base 1 to 615 and encodes 204 amino acids. The record is from RefSeq and is a predicted model, not a curated record. The transcript has 2 exons.
AUGAAGGCCAGUUUCCAUUUGCCGUUGAUGUUCCCUCACUCUCUCCAGGCCAACAAGUGUGGGCCUCCAGUUGCUCUGGUUAUUCCGUGGUUCUAUAAGACCGCCGGCUUUCGAGAUGCAAUACAAGAGAUGCUUGCUAUGUUGAUGAACAAGGGAGUCCAGCUAAACGAUCUGUGCCGGCCUCUGGGAAGUCCACUGCACUACCUCAUCUGGAUAAAGCCAACGUAUCACUACUUCCGUCAGCGUAUCUUGUGGACAAUUGGAUUCCUCCAAGAAAAGGGUGUUUGCGGUUUUAUCGAGAAGGGCCACGUGAUGGAGGGACAGUUUGGCCGGGGCCAGUGCCUCCGCAUGAUCGGCUAUCACGUUUUGACUUUGAUAUACCUUUCGAUGAGGCGAUGCAAGAGUACCGUGCCGGCCGUGGGCUUUGAAAUGGUUGGCAAUGGCGGUGCCAAUGGAAGCCAUGGAGAGGAUGAGAGUCGGACUCGUCGGACUGAAGAAAUGAUGUCAAUGUCCGUGGAUCAAGGGCAUCAAGAUCUGGAUGGUCCGAAUUGCGAAUGCGACUGCCCAGAAUAUGGGAUGAGCCGGCCGCCGUCCAAGAUGGAACUGGAUGUGUAA